ACCUUCAGCUCAUUGAUGAUAAUGGACCUAUGUGUUGUUGUGCAGGGGCAAACAGACUGACACAGAAAUCCACGCUUGACCUGGCCCGUCGUGGCCUUGAUAACUUCCGAGUGCACGUGGAUAGUUGGUCGACCAACCAGUCAUCACCUUCUGUGAAAUUUGUUUGCACAAAUACCGUACUACACACAACCUUAGUAUAGGCCUACGUGCCAAACCAGAGAUCUAAGGCAAAACUUACAGUGAGCAACCGGCGCUGUAAUGUCCGGUUUAUGUGUAUUAUGUUGUCCCGUCCAUUCCACGAACUGAACUGAAGACGAAUUUCGCUUCACCAAACGACUGCUCUGAGAUUGGAAAUUUCAAGCCUUUUCCUGUUCUACCGGGCACCCGGACUAACGCAGCUGGCCCGGGUUGGCCCAGAUCUUCCGCGAUGGCCGUGACCGACUCACGUAGGCCCAAUCUCCGGUCUGCUGGUGCUACCACCCUGCUCAGGGUCAUUCUGGUCCUGGCCGUCAUUGCCGGCUCGAUCAAUCCAGUCCUGGCCAGUUUCAUCCGGUUCAAACCGGACACCGAGUACAUCUACACCUACCAGUCCUCCACGGACCUGAAGGAGGUUCGGACAAUGCAGGUGGAAUCCAAGAUCGGCUUCAUUUUGGUGAGAAGGCCUCACAGCGAUCAACAAGAGAUUUACCUCCGGGUUCACUCCGCGGCAGUAACCAGCGAGGAGCAACGAGUUCCUGUGAGCGAGGAGAGAGAUUUUAACGAGUGGUUUUCAUUCGACUUCAGCGAGAAUGGAGCGAUCGGUCAGGUGUACUACCCACGUGACGAGGACAAACACGUGAUAGUGGCCAAGAAAGGUCUGGCCAGCUUGUUGGCGAGUAAUCUGCAACAUCCGCCCGAUGGAAAGUUGAAGGAAAGCGGCUGGAGCUACGACUGCAAUGAGACGGGUCACGAGGGUCACCACGAGUCGUCCUACACGGCUCAGAUGGCACCGGGCAAUGAUGGCAUUAUUGUCUUCACUAAGACUAGACGCACUCACCCAAUACCUUACGGCAAAUCCAAACACCAAAAGGAGAUCCACUAUCACAAGGGUAUGCAACUGCCAACAAUGGUGAAGAUAAUGGAACAUUAUGAGGCACCAAGGGAGUCCGCACCGGGAUUUGAGCAUGGGGUCCACAGAACUGAAGAAGAAAAAGGAGACGACAUUGAGUUUCCUGAGAUGCGGAGUGUUUCUGAAGGGCAGCUGACCUUCGUCCGAGAAGCCUACUACCGCUCACCUUCAGGGCCACCAGAUGAUGAGGACAUUGCUACUGACUCAAUAGACGUGAACCUGACUCCAGACAGACACCUUAAUUUCAACACAACAGAACUGAAGCAGCACAUCGCGGGGAACCUGACCUGCAUGAGGACAGCACCAGCAAAAGGUUCCAAUGAUCGCAGCAAGUGUUUCCGGGCUCUGGUGCAAACCUUGCUGUCUGUUCCUGACAGAAAGCUGAGUGAACUUGUCGCUCCCAUGUAUAAGUUACCACUGUCCAGACGUAACCGUGACAAGCAGGACAGACUGCACAUGAUGGAUGCCCUCAUCUCAAUGCUGUCUGAUAGCCCCCAGUCCCUCCUCACGGAUCUUAUCCUCCUGUCUCCACGACCAAACAAGGAGCUGGUAAAGAGACUACUGGUUUCCUCGGCCGGCUUCUCACACACCAUUUCAGAGCAUUAUCUGGAGACUGUUGAAGACAUUGUCUUCCAGCCUGGGAAAUUUCCAGAACUUUUGAGGGAUCCUGAAAUACAGCGAGUUGCUGUGCUGGCGCUCGGCGCUUUAGCUGGUCACCGAUGGAAGGCUGGAUACAAACAGCAGGCAGAAUCAAUUGUCAUCCAGAUAGAAGACAAACUGGGUGUUCACGAUCCCUGGGGAUAUGAGAAGACCUUGACAUCACUGACUGAGGACGAACGAGAUGAGUUUCACCAUGACACGGUGGCUUUGAUUGAAUCCCUCGGCAAUGCUGGGCUCCAUCGCUCCUUCCCUCACAUCCAGAGCUAUACCAACCAAAGCGCUACUCAUCCACUGCUGAAAAGGGCUGGCUUACACUCCAUGAGAGACUACCAUCAUGACACGGCAGCAGCGAUAAUGCUUAAAUCUGCCCUGGAUGAAACUGAGGAUGAGCAUGUGAGAUAUGAGGCUUCGUUGUUCUACAAGAUUCACCCGAAUGGCGGCAAGCAAAACAUCACCAAGUUUAUCCGCCCGGAGGGUGUCUCUGGACCGAAUUCUUCCCAAGAGUUAGCAGCCACCGGGGUGGACAGCGUGCCUUCCAGGCACCGGGUGCGGCGCGGUUUCUUCGAUGGCCUCCAGUUGAAGCUGGCCAGUCCGUCCAAGGAUUGGAAGAAGCUCGUCGGCAGCUCAGAGACUGGAGCCCAGUUUGGUCUGACCAUCAGGAACCAACUGGACAUGAGCAUCGCACCACUGAGUGGCCAUCUACGCGUGGAUCUGUACGACGAGGCGUUUGCCACUGUCCUGGUGGGACUUGUGGAUCAGAAACUGGACGUUGUCCGAGCCCGCUUCUGCUUCAAUGGAUACGUUGAGUACAACCUCAACAUUUUGCAGGAAUUUGGGGUCGGCCAAAUUGAUCAGCUGGCCAAGGUGUAUGAUAUCGUCAUUGACAAAGUAGUGGGCAACAUCGUUAGAGGGGUGGACAUUGUCGUGGAUCUCUUCAACGGUGACAGCAAGAUCAGUGAGCUGUUUGACGAAUUUGUGCAGACUCUGGAGACCAUCCCAGGAAGAAUCAGUGAUGUAAGAUCUUUGUCUGCAAACGCAGUGGCCCGACUGUCUCAGUUCGACCCAGACCAGCUUCCUCCUUCUAUCAGAGGGGUCAUCGAUGUAGUCAACAGGGCUGCGCAACUGUUCAGUGAUAUCAAGACGGAUGUCAUGGAGUUCUACCAGGCCGUCAAUGAGGCCAUCACAGUCACCUUGCCCUGGGCAGCAGAGCAGAUCUGGGAUUCCAUCAACUUAAUCUCAGAUACCAUCGGAGAUUUACUGAAGUCCCCCUUGAAAGCCAUUGGGGAUAUCUUCAAGGGCAUCAUCAACAUCAAGACAGCAGUUGAUGCCAUUCUUGAAGCCAAGAUGGAAGUUGACGAAGCAAAUUUUUUCAAGGAAGGUCAGAGGCCCUACUGGUUUGAUCUGCCCAAGGUCAUCAGUGAUAUGCUCAAAGAGCUGAGAGAACACCUGGGUAACAUCACAAGGGACCUUGCCAUCUGGGUGGAAGAGAUUGCCAACUCCUUAGAUCCCAUCAAGAAGCUGACUGGUGGUGCUGUUGACUCGAACACACUGAGGCGACGAAUGGCAGAUGAGAUUAAGUCCAUCAUUUUAGAGCUGAUAGGUCCGAUAGAACCCAUUCAAGAUCUGCUGGCACCGUUCUUUGAGCUGUACGAUCUUAUCGUCAAUACCAUCGAGAGUAUCAAGGAGGCCUAUCUGACUUUGAAGAAUUCAUAUCAAGAGUCUCAAACUCUCGUCAUGAAGCUCUUUGGACCCAAGGCCCACAAGAGCUUCCCAAGGAAAUUCCGUGAGCCCGGCUCAGGAGGUUGUGCACCGGGGGGCUUCUACCCGACUGACUCCAACGGACGUUUUGCCGAAAAGGGUGUAGAUCUGGAGAUUGGACAAGGAACAUGGCUGGUUGCUCCAUUUUCAGGCCUCCUUUACAAGAGUGCAGGCAAACCCAACCAGGUGACCCUGCUGGCCCGCGGAGGAGCCUUCCGAAACAUCAAGAUCUACAUUGACAACAUUGAGCCCAACAGUACCCUCUCCACUACCAGGGGGGAAAAUGUCAUAGCCGGCAGGAAGAUCGGCAAAGUGAUCCGAUCUACCUCCUGCACACCGCCAAACUACGUCCACUUCUCCAUGAAGAACGUCAAGCCCAACCGCCUGGCUUCUAUCCUGGACAGCAGCCUGAAUGACGAUCCCACGCCGGCCGACGACGCGGCCAAGGAAGGCUACGUGGACCCGACCAACUAUCUGGCCAAGAGGCCGCUAGAGAUACCCCAGUGGAUACAAGUCUGUGACGAUUACAAGCUGGUCUGGCAGGGACGGACAAUUGAGGAAGGCUCUUUGCUAAACCGGGAGAAUAAGAAGGGAAAGCAGAAGAACACCAGCCCCAAUCGCAAAACUCCUCCCAAGACCACCACUAAGAAGCCUAAUAGCAGCAACAAACCCCGACAGCCAUCCUCUAUAGAUAAUGCUGUAUCGCAGGACAAGAAACAAGAGACCAAGGAAGCGCUCGACCUCCCCGAGACAAAAACUGGCUCUGGGUCGCCUUUCAAGAACUUCACUCUGAGGAACUUGAAGAUUGGAUCCAUCCUGGCAUUUGCACGUAAGCUUGGACUGGAGGAGACAUCAGACGCCUUGCUGACCGUUGUCAAGACCAUUGUUAAACUGGUGAGUGAUAAACCUUGCGUCCUACCUGAGUCUUUGACCACUGAUUCCUUGAGGAUUGAACUCCAGCAGCGUGGUCUCAGCUCACAGGGAGAUAGGAAGACGUUGAUCCAACGAUACAAACAACCUGAGGAUCGAUGUCCCCUGCUUCAAGUCUCCCUACCCAAGAAUGUGUACUGUAAGAUAGAUGAGAGCUGCCUGGGCGUAGAGUGCUGCAUGAACAUCAAACUCUUCGCUAUAUCUCUGGCCUUCAAGGCAUUCAUGCGCUUCGACCCUUGCGAGUUCCAGUUUGUACUCGGCGUCAACUCCUGGAACUACACCAUUCAGAUUCUGGAUCCUGAAUUUGGCGCUGAAGUGGAAGUGCCGGUGCCCUUCGACAUCCCAUUUGUUGAUGACAUGGAAAUGCGUCUCAGGUUCGGCAUUGAGAAGACCCGUACUCAACUCCUUGUCAGUAUGGGCAUCGGUUUCUGCCCGACCACGGGAGAUGCUGAGUGCUUGACAUUCAUCGAUGUACUGAAGGAUUCCGCCAUCCCCUUACCCAUCUGCCAUCCCAAUGGGACCAUCACAUGGCCAAACAUUGACUUGGAUGAGUACUUCUCCCGUGCUGCGCUGAAAAACCUCAUCAAAUCCACUGGAGAAGAGCUACUGAAGGCAGGCACAGAAGCUGCAUUGAACUACGUCCUGGAAGAACUGGGCAUACCAAAGGAACUACUAAGCAGUAAGGAUCCCUGUCCAACACCAACGAGUUUGAGUAAAACCCAGCUGAUUACCACAUUGGAGGAGAGACAGCUGAACAUCACAGGAACUAGGACGGAGAUGGAAGCCAGGCUAUCUCACGAUGAUAGAACUUGUAUGUUCUUCACCCUGCCGGCGUUUCCCCCGAAGGUGGCCAAAGUGGCCUACUGCUCCCUGAGUGAGAACUGCCUCCGUCUCGACUGCUGUCUGGAACUUAAUAUAGAGAACCUGAAAUUCCGCCGCUCGUUCAAGGCCUUGGUAGAAGUAGAUGCCUGUGAUUUCACUUUCUACGUCGCCUUUCAGCACUUGCAGUACAAGAAGUUGCUGCUGAGCUACGAAUGGGGCCAGCCAGAGCAGCAGACCAUCGGUCCCAUCACCCUGAAGUUCUCCAUCAACAAACUUGAUGAGGAGAAGGUGUUUGAGAUAGACUUUGGGGCAUCUAUCUGCCAGGGCGCCGAUGAUUGCAUCUUUGAUGUGGACGUCAUACAGGACUACAGGGUUCCCAUUCCAUUCUGCAAUUCCAACUUCUCGUUCUCCUUACCAAGUGGAGACACUCUGAAAGAUUUUGUGACCCAAGUUGGCCGUAACGCUGGACAGCAGGCGAUCAACAUCUUGCUGGAGUACAUUGGGCUCAGGGAUAAGGUUACUGACGGAGCAUGUGACACGACGGCUCUGAUAGGACCAGAUGAAGAAGUAUGCACUGAUGUGAGACUACCCUCCCUGCCCAGCGCAGUGACCUGCCAGCUGUUUAACCGCUGCCUCGGCGUUCGAUGCUGCACCGAACUGGACCUGAAAAUCACUGUCUUGUCUGUCAACAUGUGGCUGAUAUUAGACCCGUGUGAGUUCACGCUGUCCUUUGGAGUGGGAACGUGGUCCUUGACGUUCACCAUAUUUGACUACCACUGGGGAACCCAGGAAGAGUUGAAGAUUGGCAAAGCCUUGACCCUGAUCUACACCAUUGACAAGCUGACUGAGGACAAGGUGUUUGUAUUGGACCUAGCACUGUCCCUGUGCCUGCCAGACUCAGACUGCGACUCGCCCUCCAUUGACAUCCUCAAGAAGACCAGAGUGCCAAUACCACUCUGCAACGAGAACGCCACAUUCUCACUUCCUGGGGACGGAAGUGUCAAGGGGUUCUUGCAGAUGGUCGGCCAGAACGCUGCUGAAUCGGCUAUAGACGCAAUUCUGGAGCAUCUAGGGCUGUCGAAAUACAUCAGUCGUGAACCGUGUGUCCGUCCGCAAGUCACGCAGAAUGGUUGGCAGCGACUUUGCCCAAGAGAUGUCAGACUUCCCCGCCUGCCCCAAAACCUGAUCUGCACCCUCCCGGAGAAGUGUCUAGGGUUCGAUUGCUGUCUGGAGCUUCCCAUCCCGGGCAUCAGUCCCAUCAGCACCCAGGUCUCCUUCAUCUUUGAUCCUUGUAACUAUCAGCUGUCGGUCAGUCUUGGCAGCUGGAGUCUGAAUCUGCAGAUCUUCUCCUAUCAGUGGGGCCAGCUGGAAGAAAUCAGCGUUGGAGAUCCAAUCACUUUGAGUCUGACAAUCGACAAGCUAGAUGCCCAGGAAUCCUUCCAGAUCUCUCUGGACAUCUCCAUCUGCAUCGACAGUGACUGUACAACCACACCAGUCCUUCAGGAUUCCUUGGUCCCUAUCCCAUUCUGUAAUCUCAAUGCUUCCUUUGAGCUGCCAGGGGACGGCAGCUUUGCAGGUCUUGCCAAGGAUCUCGCCGGGAACGUCGGGGAGUUGGCCAUCCAGGCUGGUCUCCGAAGACUUGGAAUUGAUCAAUACGUUAGUAACCAGCAGUGCGAUAUGGAGUUACUUGCCCCAAGUGAAAAUAAAUGUCCAAUCCUGAGAGUGCCACCUCCAAACAACUUCCUGACCUGCACAGUGGAUGACCGCUGCCUGGGCCUGACAUGCUGUGCCUCCCUUGACCUGGUCUUCACUCAGCUGUCCACCACCGCUUUCACCAUCCUAGAUCCCUGUGAAUUCCAGCUGUCUGUCGGGCUGGGGUCCUGGUCCAAGAAUCUGACGCUCUUUGAAUACGACUGGGGAGUAGAUAAAGUGCUGGAUAUCAGUGACUCUGUGCGCAUUGAAUACAACGUAGACAAGCUCAGUGAGCAGAAGGAGUUCCUGAUUGACCUGUCAGUAAUGCUGUGCAUAGACGGCACCUGUCGACCCAUCCACCUGCUGCAGGCAGCUCAUGUCCCCAUACCGUUCUGCAACCCCAAUGCCACCUUCUCCCUGCCUGGGGAUGGCACUAUCUCCGGCUACCUAGAUAACUUGGCGGGGCAGGUCACUGAUACGGCUAUAGACCUGGUGCUGGAAUUUCUCAACCUCAAGAAUUUCAUAUCCAGGAGUCCCUGCAAUUUGCCUCCAGCACUGCCAGCUGGUAAUAAUGACAGUUGUCCCGUGCAGUUUCCACCCACCCCUCCCCAGUUGUCUUGCCGUAUCGGCAGCCGUUGCACAAGUCUCCACUGCUGUCUGAAUCUAGACUUGAAGGUGACUCAGAUCAGCUCCAAGGCCUGGUUUAUCAUCGACCCCUGUGACUAUACACUGUCUGUCGGGCUUGAGUUGUGGUUCUUCAACGUCUCGUUGUUUUCUUACGAGUGGGGAGCGAUGGAAAGUUUCAUGAUUGGAGAUGCUCUUGAUGUCCAGUUUUCCAUCGACAAGCUCGACGCCACCAAGGAGUACGAAGUGGAUCUGGCCUUCUCUCUCCUCAUCGAUGGCAUCACUACAGACUUCCCCAUCAUGGCUGACCAGAGAAUCCCAAUACCUCUGUGUAAUGCCAACUUCUCCCUGGCCUUGCCUGGGGAUGGCUCCGUCAAAGGUUUCCUGACGGAGCUGGGAGACAAUGUGGGACAGGCGGCCAUCCAGCUGGUCCUGCAAAAGUUCAAUCUUGAGAAUGUUAUCACUGGGGAGACCUGUGAGUUACCACCGGCACUUGCUACAAGUAAUCAUUGCCCCAUGAUCUCCCUCCCCUUCCUGGAGAAUGUUGUCCAAUGCACCAUUGACGAUCGCUGCCUUGGCAUCCAAUGCUGCAUCCACCUUGACUUUGUCAUCACUGAACUCAUGCUGAGCGCAAGGAUCCAAGUCGACCCUUGCAACUUCCAGCUGUACGUGGCCUUUGAGAACUGGGAACUGAACAUCACCCUCUUCAGCUAUGAGUGGGGGAAGGUGGAGACAACGGAACUCGGAGAUGCCAUUGCAUUAAGCUAUUCCAUUGACAAGCUAACAGAGAGGAAAGUCUUCUCUGUGACGCUGAACCUGAUGUUGUGCAUUGACGACACCUGCACCAUGACCCCAGUACUAGACCAUGUCUGGGUCCCUAUACCCCUGUGCAACAUUAAUGCCACGUCAUUCACCUUGCCUGGUGAUGGCACAGUGGAGGGAUUCAUAAGAGAUCUCGGCGGUCGCAUCGGAAACUCGGCCAUUGAUCUGGUGCUGGAGAAAUUUGGUCUGAGUGAAUAUCUCAGCACCAGUCAGUGUGACCGGGGAACACCAGGGGAAUUCCGAAGUACCUGUCCAGCCGUUGACGUCACCCAGCUCCCCGACUUCCUCUCUUGCACUGUCUCGGACUCCUGCCUGGGUAUCAGAUGCUGUCUGGAGAUGGACUUGAAGAUAACGACUCGCAGCGUCAGUGCCUGGGUCAUCCUGGAUCCCUGCAACUUCACCCUGUCUGUGGGCUUUGAGAAGUGGGAACGUAGUGUGACCUUGUUCCAUUACCCGCUGGGCGAUGUCAUGGAGGAAGUUGUGAAUAGCAUCCUGAGAGUCAGAUGGCGUGUGGCUAAAAUCACAGAAGACAAGGAGUUUGAGGUAGACUUGUCCCUAGUCCUCUGCAUAGAUGGAGAAUGUGACACAGUGAUCAUAUUGGAGGGCAGUCGUUUCCCAAUACCGUUGUGCAACAGGGAGGCUUCAUUCUCACUGCCAGGUGACGGCACUGUAUCAGGCUUUUUGGAUUACCUCGGUGGUAAUAUCGGUCAGUUUGCCAUAGAUGCAGCCCUGCGUCAUCUACAUCUGGGCAGCUUCCUGUCAGGACAGGCAUGCACCUAUCACAGACAAGACGUCUGCGCGAGUUCCACAACUAUCCUAGGCAACUGCACCGUGAUCGGAGAGACCUGCACAGAGCUGCGAUGCUGCCUGGACCUGGACCUGAAGAUAGCUGAUGUCUCGGCCACGGCUUGGUUCAAGUUUGACCCCUGCGACUUCACCUUCUCGUUGGGCCUGGAGAAGUGGUCCUUCCAUGGGUCCGUCUUCAGCUAUCAGUGGGGAGAGGAAAUGACAGAGCCCAUAGCUUCUGGAAUAACAUUGAGGUAUUCUAUCGACAAGCGUGAUGACACCAAAGAGUUUGCCAUCAGCAUGACUCUACAAUAUUGCAUCGAUGGGCUGUGCUCUGACAUCAAUAUACAGCAUAACAUCCCCAUUCCUAUCUGCAAUCCAGGCUUCAGCAACUACACCCUCUCUGCUGAUGGUUUCAUAGAGACGAUAUCAGGACAGGUCAUUCAGGGAGCAUCACUGGCCCUGCUGUCACAGCUCGGAAUUGACCCAGACUUCUUCAGUAAUGUACCGUGUGUCAACCCAAGUGGACCCCAGUCCUAUGGCAAUUGUCCUCACAUGCAGCUUCCCAGUAACCUGACCUCCCUGGCUCGCUGUGGCAUCCUGGACACUUGCUUUGGCAUACAGUGCUGUCUGGAAGUGAACCUCGGACCGCUGCAUCACUCAUUCAGUGCCUCUAUGGUGAUAGAUCCGUGCCUGGGCCAACUGACGCUACAGUUUGGCAACUGGCAGUACAGUAAAUCUCUCUCACACCUGGACUUUGAUACCAGGCAGGAAGUCACCAUUGGAAACUUUAUAACACUUGGAUACACACUGGCUCUAAUGGAUGGUCAGAUAUCAGUCAGUCUGUCCAUAGAUGCCUGCAUCGAUAGUCAUUGCACCGGACAACUAAUGAUCUUAGAUGGUGCGGUAUCCCCUCUUCCUAUGUGCUUUCCCAACGGAACCAUCUCCUGGAGUAACUUACAAGGUAUAACCUCCAUUUCUCAGUUGGGAAGCCUGGAUGCUGGAUUUGAGGCUGUGGCUCAGGCUCUUGGCUUGCCAUCACGUCUAGUCUCAGCCUCACCUUGCCCACCUGUGAUCCAGCCUGGUCAGUCUGGAGUUUGUCCACACCUCCCCUCUCUGCCCACCCUUCCGUCGGGGGGUGUAUGUCACUAUUCAGAUGCCUGCCUGGGGGUGGAGUGUUGUCUAGCAGUAGACCUCGGCAUCAUCAGUCGCACCCUGAGGGCCUGGCUGAUUGUAGACCCCUGUGAUUUCAAACUGAGCGUUGGAUUUGAGAACUGGAGUUACAAUGUCACUCUUUUGAGUUACAAGUGGGGCAAAGUGACAAGGGAAAGACUGAGUGAUGCCGUCUUGCUCACCUUCACCGUCGACAAGACCACAGACAACCGUAACUUCCUCCUCUCCCUCUCCCUGCAACUCUGCAUCGCUGGAGUCUGUGCUCCUGACAUUGCCAUCCUACAGGACUUCACAGCACCGAUACCAUUCUGUAAUCCCAACGGUACUUUGGAGUGGGCUCAAGACUUGGUUGGUGGCAUUGGUGACUAUGCUAGUGGCCUUGUGGUGAACCGUCUCGGUGUCAGCACUGAUGUUCUCUUGCCUCAACCGUGCAGCGGUCCACCAGAGCAGAUCACACCAUCAAGCACAGGCUGCAGUUCCCUCUCCUUGCCAUCCUCCAUCGCCCAGUACUGCUCCCUGGACCAGUCAUGUCUCGGGGUGGGUUGCUGCUUGAACCUUGACCUGGGCGUAGUUCAGAGGUCAUUCUCAACCUGGGUUAAGCUGGACCCCUGCGCUCGCACCUUCUCAUUUGGCUUUGAGAAAUGGAGUCACACGGAGAUGCUCGGCAUUCAACUACUGCAGUCUCAUUCCUUUGAGAAAAACCUGGGAGUUUUGAAAAUCAGGUAUGACGUGGAGCGUCCCCACAAUACUAUCUAUGACGUGGAUCUAGACAUCAGCUUGUGCUGGCAGGGUGUGUGUGAUGAACCCAUCGUCAUUCUCAGAGAUGCAAUGUUCUCAGGAUCACAUUGUGCUGAUCAGCAAGGUGGAGGCAGCAGCACAAGGAGAAAGAGAAGAAGUGUGGACGACCUUACCAGUGAAUCUGCUGAGGGAAUGGAAAGCGUAGAUGAUGUGACAGCUAACCCUAUAGACAAGGCCAGGGCCUACUUUAAGACCAUUCUUAGUGAAGGCUCCACCUCGUAUUCAGCAGAGGAUAACGCCAUGACAAAGCUGCAGCCGGAGAAAGUGGUCAAGCCCAGGGUUCCGGAAUCAGGCACGGCAAGCCGUCGCUCCAUGGGUCUACUCGUCUUUGGCAAUGAAGAUGAAGAUGAAACUCCAGUAACAAGCAGAAAGAGAAGGGAUGUAUCGAUCUCAGUGACUUCAGGAGGAGCUAGUUUGUUUGGCCUUAGCCUAGGAGCAGGUGCUGACAAUGGUACAUGGCAAGGAAAUACCAUCAUCGGUGGAGGAUUAACACUGAAGGGUCUUGAUGCUCUCGGACAGCGCAUAGCCAACAUGACCAUUGGGGAGUUGGAAGCAAUGCUGGAUCUUCAGAACAUCGACCCCCUCACCGUGCUUCAAUUGAUGAAGGACCUACGCUCUCUUUACAGAACCUUUGUGGAAGAGUUGAUUGACGUAUUCACUGAAGGCAUUGCAGAGGACGCCUUUCAGCAGUUUGACAUUGUACUGGCCGGCACCAUUUCCUUCCCGCGGGUAGAUGCUGUGUAUUUCCGAUACGAAUACAUAACCUUCCUUGGUGGCCUGAUAACGCUACAGUUCACUGUGGAGGCUGGAGGUUUCUUUGAAAUGGAGAUACCGGUGUCUGUCUCCAUUGUUUCAAUGCAUGCUACGGGUGGGGUGACACCGUCUGUCGGUUCAUAUGCAUCGGCCAUUGUUUCUCUCUGCUACGGAGCUCUGUGUGGAGAGUUGGAACUCAGGGCAGAGAUGUUGAGAACUUCCUUCCCCACGACCGCUGAGAUAUUCUUCUCCAAGUUUCCGUUGGAUGUUGGAUUAAAACUGGACAUAGAAAUGAUCCCACUUGUCAUCGUCCUCAAAGGCAGAGUGGUCAUCAAAAUCCCGAUUGUUGGAAGGGAAACGCUCUUCGGGAAGGACUUGUGGCGUUUCCAGACUCCAUCGAUUGGCAGCAACAUAUUCACCAUUCAGACCAAGGAUCCUGACCCAUCACCACCAGAGAUCUCAGAAUAUUCCUCUCAGGAUGUUGAAGCCAGAAGUGCAGGAGGGAACAACUGCGGCAUUGAGCAGGUUCCUGGGCUAGACUACACAGAGCCAGCCUUCCAGCUAGAGAUGGUCGCAGCUGAUGACAAGAGCAUAGUCACGUUCUUCUACCAGGUCGGCACAGCACCAGGAGGCAGCGAUGUGCUCACUAGGACAGAGUUUGGUGGACCCUCAGCCAUCAUCUCACAAAUUCUGCUAGGUGGCCAUCCUCUCCACUUCACCGUUUACGCCAUGAACAACGGGGGAGGCACCGCCACGGCUACCUGCAGCCUGCCAACCUUUGACAUCACCCUGCCGACGGGUCGCAUCACGCCAGACUUCACCUCCACCAGUCACCCGUACAUCCUCCGUGCCGCGGCCGUGGUGUACGACGAUUCCGUCAUCUUGAUGCAGAAGGAAGGCGUCGGGUUCGGCCCCGAAAUCUGGGGCGAUCAGAUUGUGCCGUGGAACACUGUCGAUAUUACAGAGAGGGAUACCAUUGGAGCAUCUGUCAACGACUUUGACUACUUCACCGCCGCCAAGAAAGGCCGCCUCAUCUCCAAGCCAACGUCGACUAUCAUCCAUCGCAACCCCAACUUCUGUGCGCGGGACUGCCUGGCACUCCCAGAAAGCAAAUGUCUGAGUAUCAACUACGACUAUCGGGACUUCACCUGUGAACUGCUGGAGGAAAUUGAGGGUGAUGGGGUCGAAGUUCAUGAGUCUGGACUCUUCACCCACUAUGAGCGCCUCGGUGUGGGCCACGCUGUAGAAUUCAACCACGAGUCCCUCCGACUCGACCACAACAACCUCUACUUCUUCAACAUAGAGCUGCUGAACUAUGUGGCAUACGAGAACAUCAUUUCGUCCGUCGGCAUCAUAGCGGACUUCACGACACCAGAGCCAGGGCUGAUCAUGAAUGGGACCAGGGAUGAGGUGGUGCGUGAAGCGUGUGUGGAGUUCACACCAGAGGAAUGGGAGAGACGAUGCAUUGAAGACACACCGCUGGAUAACCAUCGGUACAUCACCGAUGGUCCUGGUUCUAUGACAGUAUUCAACGGCCAUGAGGAACUAGUGGAUAUGCUGUAUACCAGAAGCAAUACCUUCAUGGCAGCCAACUGGGAAGGUUUCCAUGACAACGAGACAGGUAUCCAUGGCUACACCUGGUCCAUUGGUUAUGUUGUCUGUGAUGAUGAUGUCAGCAUGCAUAUUGAUCCCCAUGCUCAUCUGUUUGAUGAGUCUGAGUGGACUCACCAGGGUCUGGUUGUCAAUGUAAAUCUGCCAGAUGGUGAAUAUUACAUAACUGCGCGUGCUCUCAACAAGGUAGAGUUUGGCGGUCCUAUGGCACUCACUGUAUGUCACAGCACCCCUCUCGUUAUCGACAAUACUCCGCCCUUCAUUUACAGCAUCCAUGACAUCACCUAUGACUCCUCCAUCGGUAGAAUUGGACUGCAGGUCAACGCAACCGAUCCGGACUCCCAUCUGUUUGAGUAUCACCUAGCAGCAGGCAGGACGCCCAGGGAUAAGUCACUGCGUGAUUGGGAGGCUCACGUCUUGGCUGAACAGCUCUUCAUGGACUUCAAGAUACCCAACGGCAUACCCUGCUGGGUUAAAGUCAGAGCAGUCAACAACGUCGACCUAAGAACUAUCGAUAAUGCCGAUGAGCCCAUUCUAGUUGAUGACAGUCCACCCAUCGCUGGCGACCUGUUUGAUGGACCCUAUGCUGGGCGAGAUCUUGUCUUUACCAAGGACAGGAAUGAGAUCUGUGCCAACUGGCACAAUUGGUAUGACCCUGAGUCUGGGAUCUUCUCCUACCUGUGGGCGGUGGGGACCCAGCCUGGCCUGAGUAACGUGGCAGACUUUAUUCAAGUGUCUCGUCGAGAGCACAGUGCCUGCUCUGGCUAUGUGACCCUACAGCACGGGGAGACGUACUACUCAACGCUGGUAGCCUUCCAUGGUGGAUAUGAUAAACUCAACGUGUCGGCUUCUUCGGAUGGAGUGACUGUGGAUCUGACUCCACCACUACAAGGCAGUGUCUAUGACGGCCUGCUGCCAGGACCUACAGAUCUAGACUUCUCCUCAAGAGCAGCCACUGUGGAAGCUCAGUGGCAAGGAUUCUCUGAUCCCGAGUCUGGUAUUGAAGACUACGAAGUUACAGUCUAUCGCAAACAUGACAGCUCCAAUGGCACCAAUGACUUUGAGGUCAUCCACGAGGCAGAGGCAGUAGGCAGUGAGACAGCCUCCAUUGAGUGGCAUCACUUCCAUCUCCGUCACAAGGACCAGGUCUAUGUCAACCUGCGCACCGUCAACCAGGCACUGAAUCACAUCGAUAGUCCGACGAAUGGAUUCUUGGUAGACCUGACUCCUCCGAUGCUGAGAACUCUUGGCGAUGGGCUGGUGGUGGGUCAAGAUGCUGACUUCCAGUCACAUUCCGAUAAUCUCUCUGUUCAUUGGGACUACUUUGAUGAUGAGUCUGGCAUUGAGUCCUUUGAGUUUGCCAUCUACGAGAUGCGACAAGGGAACAAAAUCAAGAUCUUCCCGGCAGACGCAAACCCCAACAGCUUUGAGUUAAUAUCGGACGCCAAUGCCAAGUCCCACGUGCAGACCGAUCUGGCAUUGCGCGGCGGGUCUAUCUACAUCACACGUCUCAAGGCAAGGAACCAGGCUAAACUUGUAGCCUCUCACGAGACCAGUGGUAUCAGGGUAGAUCCUACUCCUCCGGUGAUGAGAUAUGUCCGCGGAGGCAAUCUGGACGGGGAAGUUGAAGAAGUCGUCAAUGGAUAUUUGUAUCAGAACAGUCGCAGCACCAUCCAGGCCUCCUGGCUGGCUGUAGAUGGACAGAGUGGCAUCAAGAGCUACUGGGUGGCAGUGGGAACCGCUCCAUAUUCUGAAGACAUCCGUCCUUUCUCCGCCCUGGGCUCCAAGAGCGAGGGCAUCCUAACUGACCUGAAUCUCCAACUGACCGAAUCAUCAACCUGCAGCGAUGAGGCGUUCACCGUUGAUUGUCGACCGGUUUACUACGUGUGUGUCAAGAGUCAGAACGGUGCAGGGGCAUUCAGUGAUGUCAUCUGCUCCUCACCAAUCAGAGUGGUGGAGGAAGAUCAGACAGGUUACGUGACUGAUGGUCCAACCACGCUACAAGAUAUUGAUGCACAGCAAGAAAGAACUACUGUCACUAUCUGGUUUGAUGACUUUGAGAGUGAGUUGCAUGGCAUAUCUCACUAUGAAUGGGCAGUGGGUACAACCCCCGGGGGUGAGGAUAUACAACCUUUGACCUCAGAUGGCAUAGUGCCUGGCGGUGAUGAAGGGGAACCAGGAUUGGCCGCCAUGGGCAAGGCCCAGUCCCCUCUGCCCCUCCAGCAUGGAGUGACUUACUACAGCACACUACGAGCCAUCACCAAUGCAGACAAUGUCUUAGAAUCCACAUCCAACGGCUUCACAGUGGACAUCACUCCACCAGAGAUUAUGAUCACUGACCUGGGCCAGUACGAUGCAAGCGUGGACCUGAGCCUAGAAGGUGGUAGAGGCCUGUAUCAACCCAACACAGACUCCAUCGAUGGCACAUGGGAUGCUACAGAUGGAGAGAGUGAUAUUACUGCUACCUAUUUCUCCAUGGGCCAGUACCCAGGAGGAAGCGAUGUGUAUCCAGUCACACCAACCAACAAAUCCUACAUUCCAUUAGCGCUGAUAACUCCUACAGAUAUAGGGAUGCCCAAUAUUCUCACAGUACGUGCAAUCAACAGCGUUGGGCUGAAGCGGACUGUUUAUACCACAAGUAUGACUGCUGACAACACGCCGCCUAGUGUUGGUCAGGUCCAGUGCCCUGCCUUCAUCCAAGCCAACAGUGCCGUGUUGUGUAGCUGGUCUGAUUUCCUGGAUGCUGAGUCAGGCAUUGGCCACUACCGCAUGUCUGUUGGCACAGCACAGGGUCUUAAUGAUGUCUUCCUAUCCGGUGACCUGCCUGGGUAUCUUUCUCACUACAGCAUCAAAGAUCUGAAUCUGAUUCACAACAAAGUCUACUAUGUCACUGUGAAUGCCUUCAAUGCUGUCAACCAAAGCACAAUGGCAUUCUCUGGUCCUAUUGAGAUCGAUGAUACACCUCCAUCAUACGGCCUUGUAGUGGAGCUGUCUGGCGUGUACAGCUACAAUUUCAGUGAUCCUAUCGAUGUGCCAGAAUGGGACUGCACAAACGAUGAGGAAUGCUUGAGCUUGGACGGAGAGUGUCUGGAAUCGAUUACCCAGCUGCAGAUCCUGUGGCAGCCGUUCACCGACGAAGACACCAAGAUCACCAAGUAUGAGGUUGCCCUGGGCACCACACCAGGAGGGUCUCAGAUCAAACCUUUCUACGAGGUGUCUAAGGACCAGACUUCGGAGCUCAUUACCAACAUUGAUCUGAGUAGCAUCCGUAGGGUCUACGCUACAGUAAGAGGCUACAACGAAGCCGGCCUGACCAGCACCGCUGUGUCCAAUGGCAUCUACGUCAGCCGGUUCAGUGCUGGACUUCAACCUCUCAGACCAUUCCAAGUCAAAGAUGGAAUCACCGAUGUAGACUUGGAAGACUCGGACUUCCAGACCUCGCUGCAUGAGAUGAGUGCAUCCUGGGAUUUCAGCGGGGAUCCGUGUCCAAUGAAAAAGUACGAGUGGGCUAUCUAUAGAAUCGAUGAGCAAGAAAUUCAGCCACUGACUGAUGUUGGAGAGCAGACAUCAGACUCCAACACGGACGUCAAAAUGACAGACGGUGAGACCUACUACACCCUGGUGCGUGCUACCAACGCCCUGGGCCUGGCCGUCACGGUCCGAUCUGAUGGAAUCACCGUCAAGCGUGAUCCCUUGAUACCUGGCCAGGUCUAUGAUGGCCUCCUAGUGGGCUUCGAUCUGACUUACCAGAAGGAGACUGAUAGCAUAUCCGCAAGCUGGAAGGGCUUUGGAGAAGGGACACAACCCAAGGAAUCCGUGGAGCAUACAGGCAAUGAUGAAGUUACCAAAGACCAAACCACCCAGCAAACUGUGGAUUACUAUGAGGCAGCCGUUGGUACCGACCGCCGCUACCCCAAGACCAGAGACAACGUGGUGCCCUUCACCAACGUCGGUCAGAACACAACGGUCACCUUCACCAAUCUUGACCUCACCGCCCUAGACUCUACGUACUACGUGACGGUCAGGGGACACAGCGCUAGUUUCUCCACGGCAGAGGUGACAUCAACUGGGAUCAACGUUGGUGUGGACAGCAAGGUCGUUGUAACUGAGGUUGACAUUCCAGACUUUGUGAAUUCCCUGUCUGCGGUGCAACUCAACUGGGGCAAAUUUGAGUCCACCUUCCCCAUCCUGCUCUAUUACGUCGGCCUGGGCAAACCCUCCCCUGCCUCCAUCCCGCCUGAAGACAUGGACUGCCUGGAUAUGCUGUUGGGGACGGCGCAGUCCCAGGCUACCUUCAGUGAGAAGCCCAUGUAUUUUGUGGGCAAGGACACCUUUGUGGAGGUCAAAGGCCUGAAUCUGACGCAGAAAGGGUCCUACUAUGUCACUGUUGUGGGGAUGAAUGAAGCAGGUCAGUGUAACUCCUCUACCAGUCACUUCUCUGUGGAUAUCACUCCACCCAUUGAGGGUCGACUGCGUGCUGGACCGUUCUAUGGCAUGCCUGUGACAUACACGGACAGCAUCGAGUCAAUCCCAUUGGUAUGGGAGAAUUACAGGGAUGAUGAAAGUGGAAUCAAAUCAUUCAACAUACGUCUCGUGCAAGCUGAGUCAUGUGAUGUCGAAGACGACAACAACCUGCCACCGGUACCUGGCCAAGACUGGCUGGUACUCGGCCCGGAUAUUAGAGAUUUCACAUUUGUGGACCUGAACUUAGAGAUGAACCACCCUUACUUUGUCCAGUUGUUAGCCGUCAACCAGGCAGGAGAUAGUAUCCAGACCCAAGUGGGACCCAUCUUUGUUGACUCGUCUGAGCCGACUGCAGGACUGGUGGUUGAUGGAAUGGACUUCAAGAUGGACAUCACUGACAGCGGAGACAGAACCCAAGUUGCUGGCACAAUCCUACACUUGCCCAACCCAGUGGGCCCACCCUGUCCACUGAGAGACAUUCCCUUCACUGACCCACAGUGGUCAGCGAUGGACUUCAAGGGACUCUGGAACAUGGACAGGGAGAACUGGGAACUGGAGUACCAGUCACAACAGGUGUUUGCAUCCAAUGAGAGUUUGACAGUGAAGAUGGAGCGGGACACACGAGGGCCUCGUAUGCUGUCUGGAGCAUACGUCACCAAUGCACAGAUUGUCAGGAGCUCAGAAUAUGAGUUUGACCUGAAAGCUGCCUCUCCUGACCUGCAGAGUGUGACCAGCAUUCUAUUCUGGGAUGGCCCGGAUGGGGUCAUCGGGGAAUAUGACUUUGGUGGACGGGAGAACUGGCAAGAAGGGAUAUGUCAGUGCUGCUAUGUCAAGCCUCUCAACCAGUCUGCCUGCCCACUGUGCAAUUGUCUUGACUUCCUUGGCAUCAAUGAGGACGAUAACACAACCUAUGCCGUUCCGACCUUCAAGGCCCAAGCCACAACCGAAGCUGCCCAGCCACUGAUCAUGACAGAGGCUCCAAGACCCUGGUCUAUCGAGAAAGCCGACCAAAACGGAGACAGUGUCUUGGAUGAGGACAAGGGGAGAGGGAUUCUACAGAGAGCGUGCGGCUUCCAACUCUAUCCCAAUGGCGACGCAUCACAAGCAGUCUUGUGGUGCCGUUACUUCAAGGAUGAGUGGCCGAUGUCAUCCAGUGUUGUAGAUCUAGACUUCGACCCGUCAGUGGAGGAGCGUCAUUACUCCAUUAGUUUUAAGGUCAUGCCAUUUGAUGCUGAUGAGGAUGAGUGGUCCUUUGAAGUGUACAUCGAUGGUAAGCUGCUGUCCUCAGUGACUGGCAUACCAGUCCUGUCCUCAUCCACUAAGCUCAUCCUUCAUGUCUUCAAUCGAGACAGCUACGUCCCUGAGCUACUGGACCCCUUCAAUCCUCCGUCUGUCUCGGCAACACUCCGAAAUUUGAGGAUGCCGCCUGAUCAGAGCAAGCUGUGUCGUUACGGGGCACCAUUCAGGGCUGGAACCAGUCCUGUCUCACGCUACUUUGCUGGUGUUGGCUCUGCAGCAGGGGCCACAGAUAUCGUAGCAUUUGAAGAGGUUGCGAGGCCAUGUGUUCCCUGCAUCAAUCCCUGUGAUCGCUAUCAGUGUGAUCCCUCAUGUUCCGUGGACGCUGCACCCAUCACGUUCACACUCACCAACCUCAAUCUGCCCAGGCUGGAACUCCUGAAUUGGACCAGCUCUGAUAACAACACCAAUGCAACUACACCUGCUCCUAGGGAAGAGGGACAAGAGUUUCCAUUCUUCAUGACAGUCCAAUCCUACUUGGGAAAUGGCAGAUCAGUGAUAACCUCCUCCAAUGGUUUCUACAUCGAUGACAGCCCAGCACAGCUGAACCUAUUUUUCUACACCGACUCCAACUUCAAUGAGUUUGAGCCCACAUCUUUCCAGUCCUCGGCCUCCACCAUUAAAGUCUUGUGGAGCUUCCUGGACAUGGAGAGUGGCGUAAAGGAGCAUUACUGGGCCAUAGGAACCUCCAGAGGGGCCACAGACCUGCAAGACUUUGUCAACGUUGGAUUGAACCAGACAGCUACUAGCAUUGAUCUGACGGGGUUACUGCAUCACAACACUACAUACUAUGUGACUCUGAAGGCUAUCAAUGGAGCAGGCUUGGAAACCAUAGUACAAUGUGAUGGUGUAACUGUUCUCCUGGAGCAGCCUGCUGGAGAUGACGUCAACACCACCUCCAUGUUCAGCGAGAAGUUUGAGGAGGAGGUUUACCCACCUGAUGUGGAGAAGAGCGCCGACCCAACCAAGACUGGGACCUCCUGGUCUGAAUCCAAGGAUAAAUCUGUGGCUCGUUAUGAGUACUGCGUGAGUAGCUCAGCUGACCUCCUAGAUGACAUCAUUCCCUGCAUGGUGGUUGGAGGCAACUCCUCUGGCUCUGUGGCCAUUGAGAACGGAGUGAUUAUCAUCCGAGCCGGGGACAUAGAGGAGAGAUACAACCUGGAUGAUUUCCAGAUACCCAAGGACACCACCAAGAUUAGUGACAUCCCACCAAAGUUCAACAUGGAACCUGGCAAGAGUCUCCACUCUUGGAUGAGGGUGUGCAAUGCAGCUAAACUCUGUGUGACGACACCAGCAGGAACAAGCACUAUACUAGAGGACAGUGAUAUGAUGAUGACAUCACCCAAUGGUACAGACCUCAUCCUGAAGUCACCAACAAGUCAGAGGAGGAGAAAGAGGGAUAUAAGCAACCACUUUGACUUCACUGUGGCUACGAAGGGAGGUCUGCCCCAGGGCGGCUCACUCAUCCUAGGUCUGCUGGAUGUCAACAGAACCAACCAGGAAUUCACAUCGGAUGCUUCCCUGGAUUAUAAGCCCUACAUCACCAACCCCUUGUACACCAUCCAGUUCACUUCAAGAAUUCUCAGAAACAGGGUUCGUUUCGUCUAUGAACCAACAUUCUACAUCACCAGUCUUGGGCAGACAGAGCUGCAUGGACCCAUGGCGAUCAGUCUCACUCUCAGCUCGUUAGGCAACUGGACAGACACAAAGGCUAAACUUCUCUACUGGGAUGUUGAUCGUUCUGAAUGGCGAGAUGCAGCCAAGACAUGCAGUGAUGUGGAUCAGAUAACUUACCUUGAUGAUGGAGCACAGGUCAACAUUGAGGUUUGCUCUACAAGAUCCACGUCAGCCUCAGCAUCCUCAGAGGCGACACGCAAGCGACGCCAGGGGUCAGACCCAUCCUUCUUCAGCCGUGAGACCCAGUUUGCCUUGGCUCAGGUUAACAGUGGCAUCCCCAAUAACCCGCCGGAAAUCACCGAUCUGCCUGAGAACUUCUUCAUGAAUGAGGACGAAGGUACUUUGGUGUACACUCUCUUGGCCAGCGAUCCCGAGGAUGACGACCUAGUUUUUGAGCUUGUUCCGAAUGUGGACCUGAAAGGAGAAGCUAAUAUCACUCAGGAUGGAGUACUGAGCUUCACGCCGUGUCUGGAUUGUCAGGGCACCACCACCCUGCAAAUCACUGUGAGAGAAGUGCAGACCAUACUAGAGAUAACGCCCCUGUCUACCACAGUCACCAUUUCCAUUGACGUCCGGCCGGUCAACGAUAACCCGACCUUGUACAGUGCUCAGAAUGGGCGCAUUGUUGGAAAUGGGCGGAGUGCGCUGCUCACAGUUGAGCAGAACACCGGGUUCAACGUCGCCUACAAGGAUCUGACUCUUGUGCUUGGAGCCUAUGACCCUGACAUCAACGAUAACCUGACCAUUACAACCCAGCCUCCAUCGUAUGGAACCCUGACAGUGACAAGCCAGUCACGGACAGUGCCGUCUAUGCAGGACUGUAGUAAGCCCUAUGGUGACAGCGAAGAGCCAACCAUCCCUUGUGGACUUGAGAUACCUCAUGAAAGGGAGGAAAUGAGUUGGACAACAUCCACGUACACCUAUGCUCCCAACCCCAACUUCCACGGCAGGGAUAGUUUCCUUGUCUUAGUAGAGGACCGGUCCACAGCAGCGUCUCAGCUACUGGAGGUACAGAUUGCUGUGCUGACCAACCCAUGCAUCCAUGAUGGCACCUGCAGAGGUCCUGCCAUAGACCCUAACUGUACCUCCCCAGCAAGAAGUAGCAGUUUUAAGUCCUACUUCUGUGCCUGUCAGCCCGGCUGGGUGGGCGACAUCUGCCAGACUGAUUACGAUGAGUGUCAGUCCACACCUUGUGAAUACCCAUACGUCUGCUACGAUCACCUCGAUGGAUUUUCGUGUGCGUGUCCGUUGACUGAUCCGGUGUGCGACGACCUUCAUUGGAGAGUUAAGGUAGUCCUUGGCAUUGUCUGCAGUCUUCUCAUCCUGUUCAUCAUUGCUGCUGUGGUCUUCUUUGUGUACAAGAAGCGAUACAUCAAAACAUGGACUAUAUCAUCUGAAGCCGAUGAUGAUGACAACAGCUCCAAUGUAGCCAAAGAUGACGCCAUAUUUGUUGUUGGGCCUGGUGAGUUCAAAGGGGCCGGGAGUGAUGACGAGAACCAGCCUAGUACCAGCAAUGCAGCAAGCUCAUCACCCCAAGAGAGGCCCAAGUCAGCAGUCUCGGUGCAUUCCAGUGGCUCUGGAUGCUCUGCCAGCUCUGGUAGCUCUUCCUCCAAGACGUCUGGCAAGAAGGCAAAAAGGCCUUGGUCUGGCCUCAAGCAUUCCAACGCUGUUGCAGAUGCUUCCCUCGUAGCUGGAGCAGCUUCCACUGGGGACAACGAACGUCCUGCUGGGAAGUCCACACUCACGGUCCCUGGUCCCUCUGAGAGUCCAGCCAUAGCUGCUAAGUGGGCAGAGCCAACCUUGCCCCGCACUCCAAGCUUGAGAAGUCUCCAGAAAGAUGCCGAUUCUGCCAGCCAGGGUGAAGCAUCCCCGGAAGCUCCCAAACAAGAGGAGUCUAAGCAGAGCUCUGAAGACCUCAAUAAGGCUGCUUCUCAGGAAGAAGCUUCCUCAGCUGACCCUCAGGAAAGCCCCGCCAAAUGGGCCGAGCCCUGUCAGAAGGAUGGCGAGGUUGGUGAAGGGGAGGAGAUGCCGAUGUUCCAGAAGAAGACUCCACCCUCUAGCGACCACGACGAUGACGCUGGCCAAGAUAAUGAGUCUUCUGAAGGACCCCGUGAGAGCUUCAAAGAUUUCCGAGCGACCGACCUUCUCCAGGACAUCGACGAGUCGGUGGUGUAAAUUGGAAUCCUACCACAAAAACUAUGAUCACCGUAAAUUCAAACUAUUGAUAAGAUUAAUGAUCAACACAAAAUUUAGUUUCCCAGCAGUGUUUGCUUUGACAACGAAAAAGAUUUGAAAAUUGGGCAUCAUGAGUGUUACUGUAUAACAUGAUACCAUAAUAAUACCCCACAAAGAUAUCAAACUUAUAGAAUAUAAACAUAUUUUUUGGGGGGUCAUGAAGUAAUGUGCUUGAUGAUUCAAAGCACAAAACCGACGUGACUAUAAAUUGUCCAUCCAAUCAGAAAUUGUGUAAGGUCAGUUUUCCAAGCUUGAAAGCCCUCCAGAUUCAGAGGUUUGCCCAGACAAAGAAUCAAGGAAUGGAAUACUUUUCAUGAUUAUAUCGUAGUCUCCUAUUAUACCCAGAUUAGCUGUUUAUUGAAAACAGAUUUUUAGAAGGUAGUUGGCUUGAAAUUGUUUGUAUCUUUAUGAAUAUAUAACCAUUAUACUCAGAGGUUGUCAAAACGGUAUAUUUUUUUUAAGCUGGCCAGGUAAAAUAGAGAGUAAACAACUUGAUUUGAUGACCAAUUUAAAUACACGAAAUACCACUCUAUACACAAGUAAUCUAAAUCAACCCAAAAUCUCAAAUUAAAGCAAAGGUUACAGACAGAGGAUGAAUAUGAGCACACAAGAUGACCCAUAAUCCUGUAUUAGUUACAAGACUAGAAACAAAUUGUCAAAUAUUACAACUUGUGAACAUGGAAAAAAAACUUUUAAAAAGUCAGUCAGUUACAUGGAAACAGUAAAUAUAAACAAAAUCAUGUUAAGUUUGAUUUCUAAAACAAUAAAGCAUGUCAAUUAUAGUCAUAAAUCCUCAUAGUUAAGCCUAGUUUCCAUAUCGACGUAAAGAAACGUAAAGUGAAGUGAAAACAGGAGCAACAAGACCCAAACUGCAACGCAGACAUGUGGAAACAUUUCAUCCGGAAGUGUCGCCGACAACUCAGACAGAGGCAAACUAACUCGCAGACAAUUGGCAAAGUUGAACCCAGUUCAACUCUGCCAACGGUUCUGCGCACUGUCUACGCGCAGUCUGUGUAGUCUGCGUAAGCUUUACAUCGAUAUGGAAACCAGGCUUUACACCAAAUUAUAGGUUUUGCCCUUCACCGACGUUUAAACACUGUAUACUCAGUGCGUUAC
Molecule: messenger RNA, 24325 nt
Organism: Patiria miniata (bat star)
Lineage: Eukaryota; Metazoa; Echinodermata; Asteroidea; Valvatida; Asterinidae
Biological process (GO): homophilic cell-cell adhesion; lipid transport
Cellular component (GO): membrane
Molecular function (GO): lipid carrier activity; protein binding; calcium ion binding
Source: RefSeq, a predicted model, not a curated record